This is a messenger RNA of Trichoderma virens Gv29-8, 885 nucleotides long. RefSeq lists its product as uncharacterized. The annotation marks the transcript as partial. Lineage: Eukaryota; Fungi; Ascomycota; Sordariomycetes; Hypocreales; Hypocreaceae. The record is from RefSeq and is a predicted model, not a curated record. The transcript has 2 exons.
GAAAAUGCACCCACCCGCUUCCUGACGGCAAACGGCAUCAAGUUUGCUUAUCGUAUGAUUGGUCCAGUGAACCCUUCCAAGCCCCCAGUGCUCUUCCUCAACCACUACCGUUCCAAUAUCGACCUCUGGGACCCACUGGUCGUGAACGGCGUUGCUUCUAGUGGUCGACAAGUUAUCACCUACGACUAUGCCGGUCUCGGUCACAGCGGCGGCGACUGCGAACUGUCCAUUAAGGGCUUCUCUUCGAACGUCAUUGCCUUCCUCAAAGAACUCCUCCCCACCCUCUCAGGAUCCCCUGCUCAAAUCGACCUUUUCGGCUUCUCCCUCGGCGGCUAUGUCAUCCAGCAGGUUUGCAUCGACAGCCCGGAGCUCAUCCGCAAGAUCGUCAUCUCUGGUUCCGGACUGAGUGGAACUGCCACCUCGUGGACUGCAGUCAGGCCCAUGGCCGAAGUGCAGAGCGCCAUCUCAGGUGACCCCCCGAACCCCGACGCCAUCGCGGAUGCCUUCUUCCCCAGUUUCAUCGACACCAAAGAGGCCUCUAGCGGCUGGCUCAACCGCAUAUUCACUGCACGCUCCCAGAUUGCCGGCAAGAAUGGCGAGCCCGAGUUCAGGAGCUUCCUCAGCGGGCCACAACUGAACCGCCUCACUGAGGCAUACCUCAAAUGGGAUGCUGACCCCGUCCCAAACGCCCUGCUACACACGAUCCAGAAGGAUGCUCUAGUCACCACAGGAGCGAAUGACCUCAUUGUACCCAGCCAAAAUUCCUAUGCCCUCUCCAGACAGCUGCCACGCGCCAACCUCGUCAUUUAUCCAGGAUCUGGCCACGGCCAUCUGUUCCAAUACUCUGACUUCUUCGUCAAGCAAGUGAACAGCUUCUUGGACGGA